Molecule: messenger RNA, 228 nt
Organism: Cetraspora pellucida
Lineage: Eukaryota; Fungi; Glomeromycota; Glomeromycetes; Diversisporales; Gigasporaceae
Source: the annotation of a GenBank genome assembly
AUGAGACGUGUAGAAGAAAAGCUAGAGAAAUUCUGGACAAUUGGAAAGAAUGGAGUUCGCCAAAAAACGAACAAUUUAACCAGAAGUUCUGCAACACAGAAUAUUAGAAAUCACUCUCAAGAUGGAAACAGUGAAGAAGUUGUGAUUCUUGAAAACAAAGUGAUCAUUGAUGAAAAUGUACAAGAGCAAUCUGAAACAUCAUCUAUCAAAGAAGCUGAGGUAUAUUAA